Gigantopelta aegis is the source of this 5250-nucleotide messenger RNA. Its product is annotated as protein phosphatase 1 regulatory subunit 37-like. Gene Ontology annotation, molecular function: protein binding. Bases 106 to 3129 code for a protein of 1007 amino acids. The transcript has 13 exons. NCBI's taxonomy places the organism in Eukaryota, Metazoa, Mollusca, Gastropoda, Neomphalida, Peltospiridae. The record is from RefSeq and is a predicted model, not a curated record.
UGAAAAAUGGCUGCUAAACAAGAGUGAACAGAUGAUAACUUGAUAUUUUGUUAAGGAAUACCCUUUAAAUAGUUUUACGCGUCGGCAGUUAUAAAAAAUGUAGAAAUGACAAUGACGGAACCGUCUUGUCAAUCAACGGACUGCAAAGUUGAAGACAAAUCGUCCAACGAAGAACAACUGAACGUAAACCAAUCCGAAACUAGUGACGUCCAUAAACAGGAAGUAGCAAACACAAAUUCUGGAGGGGGUGGGGCCGGAGAAGGCGCCCAAUAUAUAUUCAACGGCGAACUGUCAGAUUAUAGCAAUGGUGCAAAAACUCUGAGGAAAGAAGAUAGUCGAGGAGUUUACUUUUAUGACUCAUUAGUGACUAGUUACCUUGAUCCCCCAGAUCCUUGGAAAUAUGUCGAUGGAUGGAACAAUGACCAGAUUGCUUACAGAUACAGGAAAAGCUGUGAGAAACAUGGCACCAAGCCUUUGGCAAAGCUUUUGCCACAAAUCCAGGACAUGGUUAACAAUGGAAAAAGGAUAGAAGGUCUUAAUUUAAAAGGUGAAAAACUCGAUCACAAGCAAUGUGAAUGUCUUGAAGAGAUUCUCAAAUGUGUUCAGUUUCAAACCAUUGACCUUGAAGGAAGUCAUCUGGAUGAUGAGUGUGCUGUUGCUCUGUUUGAUAUGAUAGAAUAUUAUGACUCAGCGUGUCAGCUAAACAUAUCAUUUAACAAGAACAUUGGAGUGAGAGGUUGGCAGGCCUGUGCUAGACUAAUCCGAAGGACACCACAUCUAACAUAUCUUGACAUGAGAAACUGUGAUUUAAAUGAAAGAUCCGUUCCAAUUGUUGGGCGUGCACUAAAGUUGGGAAGUACUCUGACCGUGCUACAUCUUGAGAAUACAUACCUGUCCGGGCGGUCUCUUAUGAUAAUGGUUGCGGCUUUAAAGAUGAAUGAAAUUCUGGAGGAGCUGUUUCUGGCUGACAACAAGUUGAUGCCUAGUGAUGGCAUUCAGCUGGGGACACUCUUGAAGUUCAACCAUCACCUGCAGCUGCUGGAUGUGCGAAACAACCAUCUCCAGGAUGUGGGGACGAGUCAUCUCAGUGAUGGAUUGUAUGAACAGAACCUGUCUAUUGGACUGAAGACUCUCGUUCUGUGGAACAACGGAAUUACCUACCAGUCCAUGGCACCACUUGGCAGAGCACUGUCAUCUACAGAGACUUUAGUGACCUUAAACCUGGGUCACAACAACAUUACCAAUGAAGGAAUUCACAGAAUUAAAGAUGGCCUGUUAAAAAAUAAAUCUGUGCUUCGUCUUGGACUUCAAGGGAUUAAAAUAACCUGUGAAGGAGCUGUUGCACUUGCUGAAUUUAUCGCUGACAGUCCACGACUCUUGCGACUGGAUUUGCGUGAAAAUGAAAUAAAGACAGCUGGUCUAAUGGCAUUGUCACUAGCAAUGAGAGUGAAUGAGACUGUCACAAGGAUGGACCUAGACCGAGAUACAAAGAAGGAGUCGGCAAUGAAAGACUAUGCAGUGCAGCAAAGACGACUUCACCACGAAAUCAUUACAUACAUGGACCGCAACCAGAGGCAUGCUCUUCAGCUAGAGGCAGAAAACAAGGCUGUACAAGAAUCCAAACCGGAGCCUCCCAGCAUGUCAGUGGAACAAACGGAAUCACCAGCUGCAGACGAACUGGACGAGGAAGCGGUGACCUACAUUCCUUCUGCGGAGAAGAUACAGAGGCCCAAACUGUUGUUCUCUCACGAUGCCACUCCACAGCAGACGUUGGAGUCACCACACGACUUCCACCAGUUUUCACACGAAGACAUUCCAACCAGCUCGAGUGCCGACCAGAGUCUGAGUCUACACCUGAACGCUCCCCACGUGUCGAAACCUUUAGUAACCACCCCGCCGACAGAGCUGCUGCUCAGUCCUCAGUACGUUCCACAGCUCACAGCUAAGAAAAUCUUUUCCGUCAGUAAGGUCUCUGAGGCCUCUGUGUCGCAGGGUGUCGUUUCGUCGCCCCUGGACAGCGUGAAUUCAGCAGGAGUCAGUGCCAGCGCGCUGUGUCAGAAGAUGGCUGACGAGACCAUCAAUGAAUACAUUGAUCAGAUAGUGACUGCUGAUGACAGUGGUGCUGGUGGUCAAAGGAAGGGGCAGACUGCAGACAGUGACACUAAACGUGAUAAUGUAGAUUUGCUCACAGCGGCUUGUAGUCAUACUAGUCGUGAUGAUUCAGAGUGCAAGACAGAAUUACUUUCAGAUAGUUUGAAGGAAUAUAAUGAUAAUGCUGAAGAUGUAAAUCAGCUUUCAAAUAAUGUUUCAGAUCCGGUUCCCCUUGAAGCCAAUAGUACAACUACUGUGCAAUUUGGAGAUGGCACAGAUCCCUUGAAACUGUUACACACAGGUGUAGAAACAGGUAUAGCACAUGGAAAUGACACUGGAGAAAUGUCAUCUUUAUCAGACAUUUCUUCCAUCUUAUGUACCACAUCAGAGGAUGAAGCUAAUAGUCUGUGUGUAGUGGGUGUUGAUAGUGUUAGUAACCAUGAUUCUAAGGAGGACAUGAAGAAUAAUGGUACUACGGAAAUGAAUACUGAUGUACUUUCGGUGAUUGGUGAAAAGAAACACGGUGAAGCCACCAGUGUAGAAGUUGUGGGUGUUAGCAAAACAUUUCUUUCAGUGAGUAAUGCAGACACAUACUCUAAAGAAAAUGGUACAGGUGUAGUUUCCUUAGCAAAUAAUACAACAAAAAGCACAGAUUCCACAAAAAGCAACUCCAAGAUGGAUUCCGGAAUUGGCAGCUACGAGAAUGAGCAGUGGCUGAAAGUGGACUCUUCCGAUUUGAGCCACCAGUUGUGUAGUGGCCUGGAAUCGAUGGAAAACCAGACGACGGAAAAACCCAACUUCCACACCAACCUGUCAGUAAAUGGGCUUGCCCGUGAACUAGCCAGUGUUCUGGAUGCUCUUGAUGAACAAGUGGACCCGUCAUUUGCUGGUGUUGAGUUAAGUUCACCUGAUGAAUUUGAAAAAGAACUAGAUGCUAUGUUGGCCAAUGUUUAUCAAAGUCGGGAUACAUGGCCAUUUCUUGAACCUCCGAAGCCAGUGUCCGAGAAGACCACUGAACCCCCAGAAGAGCAGUCCUGACAGACGUCGUUCUGUUAGACCAACACUGUUGUACAUGUACCUUGUUCAUGUAGAUCUUUUUUUGUCUUUGCUAACUGGUGAUUUGUUUACUCUUCUCAGAUAUCCUCCAUAUCUUCGAACUGUCUUUUUUAAAAAGACUGUAUCACUAAUUUCCACAGAAUGUUCUGAAUUGGGUUACAGACUACAUGUAUAUAUACAUUGUAGAUAUAGCUUGAUUCCAUUUUAGGAAUGGGGUGUCUGUUUGCAGUGUAAGUUGAUGGGCUUUUCAUCGGAUAAUAAUUGAACACCAAGAGAAUUUCCAUAGCUAUAUUUUGCAAGAAAUUAAUGUGUUGAAAAAAUAACUGUUAUACAAUAAUGUAUAUAUAUUUAUACAUGUAUAUUAAUAUAAUUAAUGGAUAAAGUAAUUGUAGGAAUAUUCUUUUAGUAUUGAAUUGUAAAUUACAUGACAUUGUAUGAAUAGGUUAUGAAUUUCUAAAGGUUGUUCUGUUUGGCAUUGUCGGUUAACUAUUAGGGUUGACUAAAUUAAAGUUCCUUUUUGUCUUUUCCCCAUGCAGGCAUAGUUCAUAAAUUAAGAAUCAAGCAAUAACUGGUAAAAGUAAUGAACUGAUGGAGAUAAUUUUUAUACUGUCUUUAGAAAUGGUCUUCUUGCUUGUAAAAUUGCGAACAAGAUAAUUGAGUUUGCAUUGUCAAAAUAAUCUAAAUGGAACAGGUCAUGAAAUCAGAGUGUAGUGUCAAUAAUAUAUUUGUAGGCCCUGUUGUGUAUGUUAUGUUCCAUGACAACCGUAAGGGGGGGGAGGGAGAGAGGGGGGGAAUUGAUAAAGCAUUUUUAUUACUGUACUUGUUUUUGUAUAUCUGCAAAAAAUAUGACAUAUUGACAGUUUCAUUCCAUGAAAUUUGCAACAAAAGUCAAUACUGUGAAAUCUUUUAUUUUAGUGGGCUUAAAUGUUUGUGGUUUUGUUAAAAGAAACCACAAGAAAAGGCAGUAUCAUAAAUUUGCAUUAUAUGUAUUCAUGUAUCAUAAUUGCUUUCUUAAAUUCAUUGAAAGCACUAGUCCACAAAUUAAAUGAAAAACAUAUCACUACAAACAGAAUUUCACACUGUCUUAAAAGAUUGAACUUAAACAGUAUAAAAACUCAAGAUUUUGUGUGUAUAAUGUAAUACAGGUGUAACAUAAUCAGUAUGCAUAACAUAUGUGGAAUUGCAUGUAUGUUAUUGAUUCUCUUAUAAAUUCUCAUAAAUAUGUCACCACAUUAGUGAACUUAUACUGAAUAAGCUACAAGUGGCAGAUAGAUUUCACGAGGGAUCCAGAAAUAAAAUAUUUCAUGACCAUUUGUAUCUUUAGUUUACUCAACUUUGGUGAGUGUGUUGAAUGAAUUCAUGAUUAGGUCAAUAGGUCAAGGUCAGUUGCAUGUACAUGUGUGGUUAUUAAGACUAUAAAAGUAUUAUGAUUUUGAAAAUUUUCACCUCUGUGAUAAGAUUAAUAUUUUGUUUUACUGGAACACAGGCAUGUAACGUGUCAUAUUAUGAUUCUCUAUCCCUACAGACUUUUAAAACAGUCUUAAAUGAUUGAUUUUAAACAUGAUUUUUACUUUGGUCAUAAAUAAGAAAUUCAGAUAAUUUCUUCAGGUUCCACUAAGUUAUUCUAUACAGUGAUUAUCAGAAUAAAAGAAAAGUGAAAAAUCAACAAAUAUCUUCUGUUUUAGGGUCUAUUAAGGAAUAUUUGUAUUGCAUUUUAUUCCAGUUAAUUAUCUAAAAUAAUAUCUUUUAGGUUCUGUCAGACCUAUUUAUAGAUGGCAGAUGCAGGUGCAGGAAUUUAAUGAUGGGUGUGUGUGUGUCUUGACUGGCGAGCAACGUUUGUAGGAAAAUCUAUUGAAAAACAACAACUUUUGCUUGAGUCGGGGUGGAGGUGAGGUUGACCACAGAAACCCACUCCUACACACAUGCUUGUAUAGUUUAUAGGGUUAAGUAAGAGAAAUUUGAUCAGAAAGAUGUGCUUGCAUCUUUUAGUAGUGUUCUUAAUUCACCAACUUUGACAUUUAUUCGUCUUAAAUUGUCUGCUUGAUAUAUUUAUCAUGUAUUUACUGGAAAUUAUGUUUAGUUCAUUAAAAUAAACAUUCCUGA